Iphiclides podalirius (scarce swallowtail) is the source of this 1395-nucleotide messenger RNA. NCBI's taxonomy places the organism in Eukaryota, Metazoa, Arthropoda, Insecta, Lepidoptera, Papilionidae. The record is from the annotation of a GenBank genome assembly.
AUGGAGUUGAAUACGCGCCCAAUUUUAUUCAUCUGCAUGUUGUGCCUACUUUCGUCUGAAGUCAUUUAUGGAUAUCACAUAAAAGUAAAUCAGGCUAAAUCAACCAACCCACGCGUCUGCAUUAUCGGUGCUGGUAUUGCCGGGUUAACCACGGCGAGAUAUUUAAAAGACGAAGGAAUAAAUUUUACAGUACUCGAAGCUACCCGCUAUGUAGGUGGCACCUGGAGAUAUGAUCCAAGGGUGGGCAAAGAUGAAAAUGGUUUACCAUUACAUACGAGCAUGUAUAUGAAUUUGAGGACGAAUUUGCCGAAACCAACAAUGGAAUUACGAGGAUUUCCUAUACCGAAAGAUAUGGCAUCGUUUCCCAGCUGGGAGGUAUAUUACGAGUAUAUUAAGUCUUAUGCUGUUCAUUUUGACUUGGAGAGACAUAUUAAGUUCUUACACAUCGUAACAUCAGUGAAACGGCAGGGUAAGGUGUGGAUUGUGAAGUAUAAACACGUCAUUAAAGGAAAUGAAUACGUAAAUGAAUAUGACUUUGUUGUUGUUGGAACUGGUCAUUUCAGCAAACCCAACACACCUAAAGUGCGAGGAGAGCAGCUGUUCCAAGGAACUAUAAUCCACAGUCACGAUUAUAGAAUUCCUGAAAAUUUCAAGGACCGUCGUGUUAUAGUCGUCGGUGCGGGUCCGUCGGGAAUGGAUAUCGCUUUAGACGUCGCUUGCGUUUGUAAGAAACUAGUUCAUAGUCACCAUUCCAAGGUGAACUUUCGAACUAAAUUUCCAAAACACUACAUAAAAAAGCCCGAUAUCAAAGAAUACAACGAAACUGGAGUGUUUUUCGUGGACGGUACCUACGAAGAAAUCGAUGAUGUCAUUUAUUGCACCGGUUUCCAAUACUAUUAUCCGUUUUUGGACGAAUCUAGUGGCUUGACGCUGGACACACACAGUGUCAUACCGCUUUACAAAUACAUGGUGAACAUAAACCAGCCCAGCAUGGUCUUCAUGGGGCUGGUGAUCCGUGCAUGCAUCGUUAUCGCUAUAGACGCUCAGGCCCGCUACACGACAGCCCUGGUGAAGGGCAACUUCACUCUUCCAUCCAAGGAAGCCAUGAUGGCGGAGUGGCAGAAGCAAGCUGACAUUAUUCGUUCCAAGGGACGACCAAUAUCCGAUAUACAUUUCUUAGCAGAGAAAGAGGAUCAGUACUACGAAGAGAUGUCGAAGGAAUCUGGUAUUGACCGUGUGCCGCCAGUCAUAUUCAAAAUACGAUCGGUCGACACCGAGGCGAAGCUGGAGAAUCUUUACACGUACAGGAACUACGUGUACGAGAUAAUCGACAAGGACAAUUUCACGAGGAGCAUGGAAAACGAUACCAACCCCACACGUUACAGCUGCGCACCU